This is a messenger RNA of Kockovaella imperatae, 969 nucleotides long. RefSeq lists its product as hypothetical. NCBI's taxonomy places the organism in Eukaryota, Fungi, Basidiomycota, Tremellomycetes, Tremellales, Cuniculitremaceae. Bases 1 to 969 code for a protein of 322 amino acids. The record is from RefSeq and is a predicted model, not a curated record. The transcript has a single exon.
AUGACCGACUCGCAAUCCUCACCCCUUCUUGACCUCAAUCACAUCACACCACUGAUCAGCUACGAGACGCUCACCCUCUCUACUGAUCUCGACUUUGUCGAGCUCAUUCAUCAUUAUCUGACCCGAGACGACACCAGUGACACCCCUUCACUGCCUCGAAUCAUUACGCUCGUUCUAAAUCAUAUUCCCUCUCCGCUUCUCUGCAACAAGAUUGGCGACUACACUGCCGAUUCUGGGGUCGAGCUGUUGACACAAUGCCGGACGGUCAUUGUCACUGAGCAAGCGCUUCACUCCCUCCUGUUGAGUUCCUCCGAGUAUCGCUGCGAAUUAUCUACCUCGCUCGAAGGCCUCUCGACCAUUGCUAGCCCUGACAGAGUGGAAGUUGCCAGCAUUGACAACUUGCUCGACACGAGACGUAAGCGGCCCUCUCGAUCCUCAUGGUCGCCGACAGCCUACGAAUUGGUAGAUAAGUUGGUCAGCUCGUGGCUGAAAGAAGCUUUGGAAAGCCUGGUUAUCUUCGGUCAAUAUCAUCGCGUACACCCAUACAUACACCCCAAUUCUAAGAAGCUGGUGAAGCAGAUAGUCUGGCGAGGAAUUUACGACAGCAAGCUCCACUAUAGCGCUCUUCAAGCAUCCAAGACUCCCAAAGCACCUUAUAUCCCUAUCGCCCCCCUCAAGCCUGAAGACGAUGCCGAACGCAAAAUCGCCUGGCUUACGGCGGAAGCAUACCCGCACGUUCACGCCUUCCUCAAUCAGGAACUCAAGAGAGAAUCAAGACGCAAGCUUGUCAUUUCAUGUCCUGAGCUCACACCUUGGGAAAUGAGACAAGUGUGCAGGUCUCUUAUUAGCGAGGCGGAAUCCAUGAUUGGAGGCAAGGCUGAUGGCAUGAUCGGUGACAGCUCUGCCAAGACGACCAGAAGGAGCUCUCGAGUCAGAGUAAUUGUAGAUGUCGAAGCUAGGCGUGUAUGA